AUGAACAUAGUUAAAGUGAGAUGUGGCCAUGCCAAGGCGGGAAUAACUAGGGCAUUAUCAUUCGCAUUGACAAUCGAUGAUUCCACAUCAAUCGAUUUGUUGGAAAUUCAUAUGACUCGGCUUACGGACGCCUGGUCUAAUUUCACAACUCACCAGGAUAGCUUGUAUGAAUUUUGCGAUGACGAAGCGUUUGUAGAUCCAGAGGAAGAGUUUGCCGAGUACGAAGAUAAGUACUGUCAGGCUUAUGCUUUAAUACAAAAUUCAAUUCGCAAUCUCUCAAAGUCUAGUUCUAUAACAGAUCAAUCGUUAGGUGAUACAUUAGCGUCUCAGCAAGCUUCAAUUCUAAAAAAAUUAGAUGCAAAUCAAGUUAACCCCAAAACUGUCAAAUUGCCAGAGUGUAAAAUUCCUACAUUUUAUGGUGAUUACAAAGACUGGCCUGGUUUCAGGGAUCUUUUUACUGGAACAAUUGAUCGUAACACUUCGAUUACUGCAACUCAAAAGUUUCAGUAUCUAAAAUCUUUUUUGGGUGGAGAUGCAGCAAACCUAAUUAAACAUAUUUCAUGUUCCGAGAAUAAUUAUUUAGAAGCGUGGGAUAAACUUGAGGCGCGGUUCGACAAGAAACAUUUAAUUAUUCAAUCGUUCAUACAAUCGUUUAUUUCGUUGCAAUCGUGUAGUUCUAACAACGUGCAGUCUCUUCGAAAACUGACAGAUGGGGCUGACGAGACCAUACGAGGUUUAAAGGCACUUGGUUCUGAGUCGAGAGAUCCUUGGCUUAUUUUUAUUUUGCUACAAAAAGUAGACCACGAAACAAAACAGGCAUGGGCAGAAGAAAUCGGUUCAAACGAUGAAUGUACUAUUAGCAAAUUUCUUGAAUUUUUGGAAAACCGCUGUAGCUGCCUUGAAUCAUGCUAUACGUUACCUGUAACUCGUUCUUCUAAAACAACCAACAAGGCUCAAAGUAGUGUUCGAACACACUUGGUGGAAACCAAAAUAGGGUGUCCCAAAUGUCAAGAAGACCAUCUUCUUCCUUCUUGUAAGGCAUUUAUGGGCUUAUCGGUGGAUGCACGCCGUAAAUUCGUUAAGGAAAAGUCUUUAUGCUUUAACUGUCUUCGAUCAGGUCAUCCUUCCAACAAAUGUCAUUCUAACUUUCGAUGUAAGAUGUGCUCUACUCGUCAUCACACUCUAGUACAUCCUAUACAAAACGCAAACACGUCACAUUCAAAUACAAGUUCUAAUCAGGAUGAAAAGCAAUCUCCUCCUUCUUCGUCACCACGACAGGAUACUAUUGAUCCCAUUGUAAUUAACCAUUCUCUUGAAGCCAAUCAUCAUACAAGUACUAUUCUUCCUACUGCUGUGGUUAGAACUCGUGAUAAGCAAGGAGUUUAUCAAAAUAUUCGUGUACUACUUGAUACAGGAUCCCAAGUUUCCUUCGUGACUGAACAAUGUGUUCAACGACUAGGGCUCUCUCGGAAACGAAUACGUAUUCCUAUUUUGGGAGUCGCAUCUACUUCGGCAGGUGUUACUAACGGUCUGGUAAACCUGACUAUACAUUCCACACAUGAUUCAAAUAAUAUUGACAUCGAUUGUUACGUCAUUACAAAGUUGACAUCGUUGCUUCCAUCAACUGAAAUAACAAAUAUCGAUUUCACUAAAAUAUUUUCCAUGAACCUAGCAGAUCCAGCCUUCAAUAUUCCUGGCCCAAUAGACAUUUUGAUUGGAUCAGAUAAAGUGUUUAGCAUUAUUAACGGACCAUCUGAAGCAAUAGUUACAGGGGGUCCUAAAUCAAUUCCGACUAUAUUCGGCUGGGUGAUAGCUGGAAGCUAUCAGCAGCAAGAUUCACGAGAUAAGGCAGUAAGGUCAUUUUGCACUCGAUUAGACUACUCGCAACAUGUCGAUUUGGAACGCUUUUUUCGACUAGAAGAGGUUAAUUAUGAACCAUUUCUAUCGGUUGAAGAGCAACAAGCUGAAGAGCAUUUUGCUUCAACACACAGACGUCAUGAAGAUGGAAAAUACAUGGUUGAGUUACCAUUUAAAAAUAAUGUUAUUCUUAAUGAAGAAGGUUCACUUCGGUUGGCAUUAAAUCGACUAUUUUCUAUCGAACGCAGAUUCUUAUCUGAUCCAAAUCUGAAAACAUCGUAUUCAAAAUUUAUGGAAGAAUAUAUAUCGCUUGGUCAUAUGGAAGAAAUUCCACCAAAUGAACUACAAAAAUCAACGCCACAUUAUUAUUUGCCACAUCACCCAGUUAUAAAAGAAGAUAGCACCACAACCAAGGUGCGCGUGGUGUUUGAUGGUUCUGCUAAACUGAAUCACAGCGGCACCUCGUCUUUGAAUGAAUCACUUCUCGUUGGCCCCACAAUUCAGCGGGACAUAUUUUCUAUCUGCCUAAGAUCUCGUCGUCAUUCAUAUACAAUUACAGGGGACAUCGAAAAGAUGUACCGCCAAAUCUGGAUUUCCCCUAAGCACACAAAUUUUCAGCGGAUUAUUUGGCGUGACAAUCCUGAAGACCCUAUUAAACAUUUUAAGCUUUUGACGGUAACGUAUGGUACUUCAGCUGCUCCUUUUUUGGCAGUACGAACUCUCAAACAACUCGCAUUAGACGUCGCUGAAAGUAACCCACGCGUUAGUUCGAUUAUUUUAAACGAUUUUUACGUUGAUGAUAUAAUAACCGGUGCUGACUGUGUUGACGAAUUGAUUUCUCUUCAAAAAGAACUGGUAGAUGUGCUCCAUAGCGCCGGUUUCAACCUUCGCAAAUGGACCACAAACUGCUGGCCUCUUCUACUAUCACUACCAGAAGAUCAACGACAGAUGUCGCCAAUUGAAUUCGAAGAUUCUAAUAUGGUUAAGGCUGAUGAUCUAAGAGUAUUUGCGUGGACAGAUUCCGCAAUCGUUUUGCAUUGGUUAUCUGCAACCCCCAAAAAAUGGUCUGUUUUCAUAGGCAAUCGAACAUCAGAAAUUUUAUCGUCAAUUCCUCGAAAAGCAUGGAAUCAUGUAAGGUCUGAAUGUAAUCCAGCUGACGUUGCAUCCCGUGGAAUCUCACCACAAACCUUAACGUCUUUUAGCAUGUGGUGGAAUGGUCCAGCUUGGCUCAGCAAAGAAUCUAGUGAAUGGCCACUAUCACAGUAUGGUAUACAAGAUAUAUGUGCAGAUCAAUUAGAGGAACGAAAUCAUCGCAAAGUCAUCUAA
Messenger RNA from Episyrphus balteatus (marmalade hoverfly), 3183 nucleotides. RefSeq lists its product as uncharacterized. NCBI's taxonomy places the organism in Eukaryota, Metazoa, Arthropoda, Insecta, Diptera, Syrphidae. Bases 1 to 3183 code for a protein of 1060 amino acids. The record is from RefSeq and is a predicted model, not a curated record. The transcript is spliced from 3 exons.